Gasterosteus aculeatus aculeatus (three-spined stickleback) is the source of this 5426-nucleotide messenger RNA. It is a transcript of the gene slc24a4b, whose product is annotated as solute carrier family 24 member 4b. Gene Ontology annotation, molecular function: calcium, potassium:sodium antiporter activity; calcium channel activity. The record is from RefSeq and is a predicted model, not a curated record. Gene Ontology annotation, biological process: calcium ion transmembrane transport; intracellular calcium ion homeostasis. Lineage: Eukaryota; Metazoa; Chordata; Actinopteri; Perciformes; Gasterosteidae. Gene Ontology annotation, cellular component: plasma membrane.
AAUUCAACAAUUAACCUUGAUGAACGCAGAUUGCUUCCACUUAACCGGCGCAGGUGCGCGGAGUUGGCGACACGGCGCAGCUGAGCGAGUCCACGUUGAUGCGCGCCGCGGUGACGCAUCUCGUGCCCAACACACAAACUACACGCAGAAAGGAUAUUGUUGCAGCUGAAAGGGGUGUGUGUGUGUGUGUGUUUUUUUUCUUCUUCUUCUUCUUUUCCCCUCGUCACGGGACAGGAUACACGUUGUAAAGGGAGCCCCGUCCAAUAUUCAUCCUCGCGCAGAAUCCGAACGCAGAAGCGUCGCUGAACCGAGACCCUUGUCGGCAUUUGACCGCGGCGUCAUUGGACGGCAGUCUCGGUCCCAGCAGCUUUAGAGGCAUCUUCUGAACGGCGGAGACGAGGAUAAAAAAAAAAAAACCCUGCACACUUUGCUACUCUCCAUCUGCGCCCCGAGCAGCCUGAAAUGAGGACCACGACCCGGCUGUGUUUCGCGUGAAGAGGUAAAGCGGGGUGGGUGGGUCGGUCGGAGGGGGGAGCGGCAGUUUUUUUUUUUUUCUUUCGGCUUUCAAGGACGCAAAGAAGUGGCCGCCGGCGGGGCUCCGGAAGCAUGGAGCGGGACGACACCGACACCGGGAGCGCGUCCAAAAAGACCAUCGUUUCGAAGAUCUUCAAAGUUCGCAAGAGGAGGGAGAUGCUUUUCGUGCAGGUGUGCUUCGUCUGCAGUGUCCUCUUCGUGGCGUGGAGCAUGUCCGCGCUGUUGACCAAAACAGGCCACGGGAUGAUCGUGGAGGGACAUGCGGACGUUGAACACUGGGGAAGACGGCUAAUGGCUUCGGCACCAGACAAUGUCACGGAGGAGAAGAACUGCUCGGAGCCAGCAAUACGAGAGUUCCCCAAUGACUUUUUCACCAAUGAUGAGCGUAAGAGCGGGGCCGUUCUGCUCCACAUCGCAGCGGCGCUCUACAUGUUUCUUGCCCUCGCCAUAACAUGCGAUGAAUACUUUGUCACAUCGCUGGAGAAGAUCUGUGAGAAACUUGAUCUGAGUGAAGAUGUUGCAGGAGCCACCUUCAUGGCAGCUGGCAGCUCUGCACCAGAGCUUUUUGCUUCAGUCAUUGGUGUCUUCAUCACCCACGGAGAUGUGGGGGUGGGGACCAUCGUUGGCUCGGCGGUCUUCAACAUCCUUUGCAUCAUUGGUGUCUGUGGAAUCUUUGCAGGACAGGUGGUGAUUUUGACCUGGUGGGCAGUUUUCAGGGAUUCCUUCUACUAUAUCCUCUCUGUUUUGGCUUUAAUUGCAUUCAUCUAUGAUGGGAAAAUAGAUUGGUGGGAGAGUUUGAUACUGGUGGUCAUGUAUGCCGGAUACAUCCUUGUCAUGAAAUUCAACACCAGCAUGCAGAGAUUUUUCAUGGGGUCGAAGUCGAAAAAGAACGUGGCGAACGGUAACGCUGCGGCCAGCAGCGAGAUGGAGGACGGUAAUACUAGUUAUGACUAUGUUUGGGAUGACGACCCGUCAUUGCCUUUAAUCUCGCCAGUCAAGCCCACCAAAGCUUACAGCCGUGGCUCGGUGGUGAUGGUGGAUGAGAUCAUGAACGCCAGCCCUUCAAAGUACAGGUUCCCAGAGGCCGGCCUCCGCGUCAUGGUCACCAGCCACUUUGGACCCAAGACCCGUUUGCGCAUGGCCAGUCGCCUCAUCAUUACAGAGCGCCAGAAGUUGGUCCAGGCAGCGAAUGGAGUCGAGACACAGGUGAUUGACGGGAAGGUUGAAAUUGAGAAUGGAAACGUGCCCGAGGACAAACCCAGCGACGAGCCGGAGAACGAAACUAUUUCACCGUUUCAUAUUCCAAAUGGUAUUGGCAGCAAGUUGAAGUGGCUGAUCUCGUGGCCUCUGCUCCUGCUGCUGUUCUUCACCAUCCCGAACAGUGGCAAGCCUCGCUGGGAGAGAUUCUUCAUGUUGUCCUUCCUCCUGUCCACUCUCUGGAUCGCCGUCUUCUCCUACUUCAUGGUCUGGAUGGUGACUGUAAUCGGCUACACUCUGGGAAUUCCAGAUGUCAUCAUGGGCAUCACUUUCCUGGCAGCAGGCACCAGCGUUCCAGACUGCAUAGCCAGCCUCAUCGUGGCUCGGCAAGGUUUGGGAGACAUGGCCGUGUCCAACACUAUUGGCAGUAACGUAUUUGAUAUUCUCGUGGGACUGGGGCUCCCUUGGGCGAUACAAACCAUGUGCGUCAGCUACGGAUCGGAGGUGAUGAUCAACAGUCGCGGCCUGGUUUACUCUGUGGUGCUUUUGCUGGGCUCCGUGGCCCUCACGGUGCUGGGGAUCCACCUGAACAAAUGGAGGCUGGACGUGAAGCUGGGCAUCUACGUCCUGGUGUUGUACGCCAUCUUCCUCUGCUUCUCCGUCAUGAUAGAGUACAACGUCUUCACCUUUGUCAACUUGCCCAUGUGCAUGGAGGACUAGUUUCCAGCAGCAUGUCUCCGAUACCAAAACUUCAACAGUCUCAUAGCAAUCUUUUUUUUUUUUUUCUUUCUAAAACUGGACCUAUUUGCAGACUUUUUUUCUCCUCUCUUGCAGUUCUUUUGGUCCCAAAUCUGAAUCUCAUUUCCUUAAGAGGCAGUAAGAGUGGACUUAAUGUCUCUAAUUUUUCCUCUUGUCACACAGUGCCGGUCCUUGAUUCUAAUUAUUUCAGGCCUUGCCUGUUAUUGCAGUAAACUCUUUAGUUAUUCUGUGCGCCUGUUCACUUUCUACCCAUCUAGCAUGCCUUUUUUAGAUGUUGGGGACCUCCAGAAUCAUAAGUGCCCCCUGUUGAUUGUUGGUGUUUUCAAAAUUGUAGAACCCCACUCCAUUUCCAAAGCCUGAGUCUGACUGGGGGUAAAAAGAAAAAGAAGAAAAAAUUCCAACCAAAACCCCCACAUAAUGAACUUGCCAUGAAGUCACGCUUGAAAGAAUUCGUUACCCCAGCGCCCCAAAGAAAGCAGUACAUCCCCCCCCCCCCCCGCUGGACCCAAUGGAGGAGGGCUUUGUCCUUGGCAGCUCCCCUCCUCCAGUCUGGACCCCACGCCCCUAGCAUGGCCUUUGGCAUGAGGGUGCAGACACUGCUCACUUCCCACGUGCUCCCCCUCACCUGCUUGAUCAAUUCUGUUGUGUUUUUCAUAGAAAAACAAAAAAAAGGAACCAAAAAAAAAGGAAAAAAAGACAUCCGGACACUUUGUGUGGCGUUGUUUCGCCGUCCCGAUCAGAUGACUGUGAGGGUGUUAUGCAUAUGCAGCACUGCACAAUGUAAACGUGUAAACACCUUUUUUUUUCAAACCAGGGUUUUGUCUAGUGUGAAAUACAGAGGAGAGCUUGUUGCAAAUGUAGGACAUUGCCUGUUUUUUUGUUUUCCACUGGAAGAAGGUGCACAUGGAAAUGCUUUGAGCUUUAAGGCGGGUUUGACCACUCCGAGGGGUAUUGGACUGCUGGUGGGGGGGGGGACUCCACGCCAGCAUUAUUUUCUGGUUCAGUCUACUUUUUUCCCUCUGCACAACUUCAGUCUGGAUACAUAAUUUUUCUGUCAUCAGGUGACUUGUCAUCUUUAGACAGCAGCAGCACGUAGAUGGCUGUUUUGGAGGAAAUGCAAAGACACCGGACGCUUCUCAACGCUGUCUGCUAUAACACCCCCCCCUGGCCAGUAGGGGGCAACGCAGCCCCUCCACCCAGGGCUGGGGGUGCCAACCCCAGCCGGCGGUUAUCAGGGAAACUCAUAGAUGGACAAAUCCAGCAGAUGGCGAUGGUCUCUUGAUUUUGAGUUACAUGUAGAUAUUGCACUUUAACAGCAGUCCUCUCAUUCUGAAUCAACUAGUGCUUCCUUCUGUGCGUGUGUGUAUUUUCAGUGUAUAUGUGACUGACUGAGUGAGUGAGCGAGAGAGCAAUUGUGCGCGUGUUUGUUUGUGGAGGCGUGUGCUCCGUAUGGGCCCACGCCGCAUUUUCCGACACCAGACUCUUCAACUCUUGAACCGAUUGGAACCUUGUUGACACCAUGAGCACACCCGCCUGUCUGCAGCGCAUGCAGGGACAUUAAAUGCAGCUGCUCCACCACACCGCAAAAAGGCUGAGGGCUUCUGGGCGUCUCCAUUGGGAAUAAAAACGGCCCGACCCACUUUACAAAAAUCGGCAGCUACGAGCUACACUGCAAUCCAGACAUUUUGACAUCAUGCAAAAAAAAAAAAAUGGCUGAGCACACCACCACCAAGUGAGGUGCACGGUCAAAAGAGAGGCUCAUGUGGAGUGUUUUAAGUGUGGAGAGAUAUCCCUCCGCCCUGCGGUGGCCGGCAGGCACAUGUAUAUGCAAGCUCAAUUUAAAGAAUUCUAUGUGACCGAAGGCCCCUGCAAGGCUGCCAUAUAACGACGGGGAUCCUGUGGAGAUGUGACGUCGGUUUGUCUCGUGGUACUUGAUGUGUGAGCUCACAGGUGUGUUUGUGACAGCCAGAGAACUGAGACCAAAUGGUAGACGGUGAAUGGUGGCUUUGAGGAAAGUGCUGAAUCCCCCUCGCCCCCUCCUGGCCCUAUUUCUCCACUCUGGUCCCCACUUGCACAAGGGCAUUAACUCCGCCAACCCUAGCUGAGGGAGGAAGGAAUGGACGGCUUGCCUCCACUGCCCUGGGGCCGUUGAUUUUUUUUUUUUUUUUUUUUUUUUUUUUUUUCCCCCAAAGGAGUUGGAUGAGCGCAGACAUUAAGGAGGACUUGAAGGUCAGGAGGUGACCACACAGGGCCUACAGACUCUCCCACAUACACACUGACCCUUUGUACAUCUCCAUUAUUCCCCCCCCAAAUCCGUUUCAGUGAGUCUUCUGUACUGCAAGUGAGUUGAUUCAGAAUGUGCAGAGUUGAGGUUUAAUUUAUUUUUGUAUAUAUCUUUUGUUGCUCUGUGUGGUCACGCCCCGGUUGCCAUAUUUGAGGAGGGGUAAACAGCAGGGGAAUAAACUGCGCUCGUUUUGUCAUGACAUUUGCCGGUUGUCUAACCUGCAUCUUUGUUAGCUAGUCACACUUUUUGAGGGGAGGAGGAGGAGGAGGGGAAAUAGUUGAAAAACAGAUGCCAUACUUGUCAUUACUGUGCAUAAAUCCAGAUUGUAUGAAAAUCCUGUGUACAAAAAAAGCGCACAUACUUUAAAACACACACUUUAGAAAUGGCAAUUGAACACAAGAGAGGACCGGUAUGUAUUUCUUGAUUGAAUGCGACCUGAUGCACUGUGAGCUCAAUGUGAUGUGGGAGUUGUUUGUCAAGAAUAAUACAUGAUUAAAAAUAUAUUUAAUGUAAAGUUAGUUACUAUAAAGCAUUACCGAGGACAUCUGUAACUUAUAUGAAUGUAUUGUCUUGCUAUACUGGACAUAUCCAACCAAUGCAUUUUAUUGUAAAGCAAUAAUGUGAAGAAAAAAUAAAAUGUCAAAUGUAUGUA